AUGGAGGGCGCAUACCGUCAAAGCUCGAGACUAUUAAGGUCUCGCAGCUCCACUCUUCUUCAACAGGGCCGCCGCCUUCCCCGAACCACUGCGGUGACUGCAGUACAGCAACGAGCUCUCACGAAUUCGCCCCGCAGUCUCGCCCCCGAAUCCAUUUUCAGCAACUUCGCAUCUGGUCAGCCGCAACAGGGCGGUGGCCACGUUACUUACUUUAACAAUCAAAAGACUCUCCCGGCCAACACCGUUGUGCGUUUCGUGCCCCAGCAAACAGCAUGGAUCGUUGAGCGUAUGGGAAAGUUCCACCGGAUCCUGGAACCUGGUCUCGCGAUUCUGGUUCCUUUCUUGGACCGCAUUGCCUACGUUAAAAGCUUGAAGGAGUCGGCUAUUGAGAUUCCGAGCCAGAAUGCCAUUACCGCGGAUAACGUCACCCUGGAGCUCGACGGCGUCUUGUACACGCGGGUAUUCGACGCGUACAAAGCAAGCUACGGUGUUGAGGAUGCGGAGUACGCCAUUUCGCAGCUGGCGCAGACGACCAUGCGAUCCGAGAUCGGACAGUUGACUCUGGACCACGUCUUGAAGGAGCGUGCCACUCUCAACACGAAUAUCACACAAGCCAUCAAUGAGGCUGCGCAGGACUGGGGUGUUGUCUGCCUUCGAUACGAGAUUCGAGAUAUCCAUGCACCAGACGGUGUCGUCGCCGCCAUGCACCGCCAAGUCACCGCUGAGCGAUCGAAGCGUGCCGAGAUUCUCGACUCUGAAGGUCAACGCCAGAGUGCGAUUAACAUCGCCGAGGGUCGUAAACAGUCCGUCAUCUUGGCAUCUGAGGCGUUGCGCGAGGAGCAGAUCAACCGGGCCACUGGUGAGGCCCAGGCUAUCCAGCUUAAGGCACAGGCUACCGCCCGUGGAAUCGAGGCCGUUGCCCGUGCGAUCCAGCAGGGAGAGGAAAACGCCCAGAGCGCUAUUAGCCUGAGCGUCGCUGAAAAGUACGUCGAGGCUUUCGCGAACCUGGCUCGCGAGGGUACUGCAGUUGUCGUUCCCGGCAACGUCGGAGAUAUGGGUGGCAUGAUUGCUAGCGCCAUGUCUGUCUACGGCAAGGUCAGCGAGACCCAGGCUAAGGCUCUUGCUGCCAAGGCUAUUGGUGCCCAAGAGGCACCUCGGUCUGCCGAGCCUACCCCCCGAAGUCACGCCGAGGAGCACCUGGAUAGUGAGGUCGCGCCUAUCGAGGAGCACUCAAGUGGCGUUGCACAGAGUGUUCUGGACAGCUUCGAUGAAGCCAGCCAGCAGAAGAGGUGA
This is a messenger RNA of Penicillium maclennaniae, 1293 nucleotides long. Its product is annotated as SPFH domain-containing protein. The record is from RefSeq and is a predicted model, not a curated record. NCBI's taxonomy places the organism in Eukaryota, Fungi, Ascomycota, Eurotiomycetes, Eurotiales, Aspergillaceae. The transcript is spliced from 2 exons. Bases 1 to 1293 code for a protein of 430 amino acids. Gene Ontology annotation, cellular component: membrane.